GGCGAAGAUGGCUUAGUUAAAACUCAAGCUACAUCAGUAUAUUCCCUCGCAUGGAAUGCUAACUCAUCUCAAAUUGUUUAUGCUUCUGGACAAUAUUUAAUCAUUCAAUCUCUUCAAGCUAGCAUUAAAGCACUUUCGUGGAAGGCACACGAGGGGGUCAUCCUGAAGCUAGAUUGGAAUCCAAUUAACGAGCUAAUACUUUCUGGUGCAGAAGAUGGCAAAUAUAAGAUAUGGGAUGGCUUUGGCAGGCAACUAUACUCAAGUUCGCCCUGUAACUUUCCAAUAACUAGUGUUGCUUGGUCUCCGGAUGGACUGCUUUUUGCAAUAGGAAGUUACAAUAUGCUCCGAUUGUGUGAUCAACAAGGGUGGACAUAUUCGAUAGACAGACCGUCCUCAGGAAGUAUUCUAAAUCUAGCAUGGUCAUGCGAUGGGACUCAAAUCGUUGGUGCGGGGGCAGCGGGUCAUGUGGUUCUUGCUCAAGUUAUAGAUAGAUGCAUGGAAUAUGAUGUAUUUCAAGUUACACUUCGGGAUGAACACUCUUUGAGUGUGUACAAUGCUCAGAAUGGGGCAAUCGAAAAUUUAGAACUGCGUGACAGAGUUAUCAAGAUUUCAUUCUGCUUUGAUUACUUAAUUGUUCUAACAGCUACACAAUGCCACAUAUACAAUACUGCAUCACCUUAG
Messenger RNA from Protopolystoma xenopodis, 681 nucleotides. NCBI's taxonomy places the organism in Eukaryota, Metazoa, Platyhelminthes, Monogenea, Polystomatidea, Polystomatidae. The record is from the annotation of a GenBank genome assembly.